CUCAGGGUGAUGGGAAGCCACGAAUGCAACUGAAAAGGAAAAUCAGCUAUAAAUGCUCCUUAACCACUGCGGCAUUUCUCUCUCGCCAUUCUCUUGCUCGAGUCAAUACAGUAUGGCUCUCGAUAAAUCCAAAGCUAAUAGGUGGGUGGGCGCUGCCAUCCUGUGCGUCUUGGGAAUAUUUGGCCUCGUCCUACUGCUUCAGCUUGCUGCUAUGGUGUUCGGCCCUUCGAAGUCUGCUUGUACUAAGCAAGUAUGUCUUGCGAAAUUCUUGGAGGGGCCUCCUGCAUUCAAUAACGAGGCGAUGGUCAAUCAUCUGAAGAAGAACUUUUUCACGCCUCCAGCGGCGGGAGACUACAAUCUCUCAGGGUUCUCUUCCACUGAAGAAAGCUUCCAUGAAGUCAUCAGAUACAUCAAAGACCACUUCAGUAAUAAGAGAAACGGAAUAUUUGUCGAUCUUGGUGCUGGAGAUGGUGAGUAUAACUCCAUCAGCUUGGAGCUUGAAAGGUCUCUGGGGUGGACGGGCCUACUGAUCGAACCCAAUGAAGAGCUCUACAAGCGCCUCCUGAAGAAGGGAAGGAAGGCGACUUCUGCCAAGAUUUGUGUUUCUCCCUUUUCCUAUCCAGCAAAGCUGAAGCUCUCCUACCCUGUCAGGGAAAUGUCAACGGAGCUGCAGACUGUCCAGGCUCUCGGUAGAACAAAGCUGGAUCAACUAGAUGACAAAGAGGAAUCUACCGAAUACAAAGUCUUUGAAGCCCAGUGUAUCCCGCUAGAGAAUUUAGUCUACGCGGCCGACAUAAGGAGUUCAAUCGAUCUUCUCAUUCUGGACAUGGCGGGUUCUGAUCUAGACGUCCUCAUCAGCACCAAACUUGAGCAGAUCCCGGAGUUUGAGAUGAUCGUCAUACGCGCAGGUGGCGCAGAUAUUGGAUCCGAACUCGGUGGCUACUUCCUGGAAAGGAACAUGGUCGUGAAGAAAGUAUUUGGUAAUAGCCCAAAGGACGGCAUCUUCGUUUUGAUUAAAUUCGAUGCACGAAGAGAUCUCUAGAAGACGGGCGUGCUUAUUGAAGGGUUUAAUCCUCCAAAGGAGCUAGGACGUCAUAAACAUCCCUGGUCUAUCUGAGGUCCCUUUUCCUGGAGCAGUUUCUUCUUAAGUGAAAAUUUAAUGCAGUGUUCAAUGUACGAUGUUCAUGGGGUGUAUUAAGGACUUUCAAUGCUCUUCCUUGAAUUAGGAGCAUCUUCAUACUUCUCAAUUUUCGUUUAUCAUCAAGGGUCAAAUUAUUUGGUUGAGAUCCAGUUACCUUGAGAUUUAUGCAUAUUCCUGGUUUUCCUAAGACUGAUAUCAUGCUUGACGACUAAUUGAAAACAACAUAUAAUAAAUAAGAAUAACCAAAGAGCAUGAAAUACUAAGUUUGACUUGUGAUUAUUGGUGAUUUUGACGAAAUCAGCAAUAUAGUUGUAAAAAAUACCUUUCCUUCGUUCUUAAAUUUACGAUGCAUUUUAGUAUAUGUAGCACAGCUUAUAAAAAUUUCUUAUGCUGAUAACAAUGCUUUUAUUCAGUAAUGAAAAUAUGUAUUUUUGGUUUCUUAGCAAUAACAAACACUACUAUGCCUAUCAUUUGGGAAAAUAAAGUAUAUAACAAAAAUAUUAUGACCCAAAAACAAUAAA
This is a messenger RNA of Macrobrachium nipponense, 1662 nucleotides long. RefSeq lists its product as uncharacterized. Bases 53 to 1042 code for a protein of 329 amino acids. The record is from RefSeq and is a predicted model, not a curated record. Lineage: Eukaryota; Metazoa; Arthropoda; Malacostraca; Decapoda; Palaemonidae. The transcript has 7 exons.